AGUCGUCUCUUUUUUUUGGUUUGUCUUCUUCUCCACGCGCACACACGCUCGCACUCUCGCCUCUCGACAGACACACUCUUGCCUGCUGCCAGCACUGCUUGCCCCUUUCCCUGCGUACAUCACCACCACCCAUCACCGUUCGUCAUGGCAACUCCUGUUGAGCACCUUAACGUCGCCGACCAGGUUGGCCGCUUCUUCGUCCAGGUCUACUACCAGACGCUGAACGAGAAGCCCAGCGACAUUGGCAGGUACUACCUCCUCGGAAAGUCCACCGCCGUGCGCACGGACGAGGCUGGUAUGCAGACCACCUUCCAUGGCCGUGAGAACAUCACCCACGGCAUCGCCGGCGAGCUCAAGCCCCUGCAGACCCGCACGGAGAUCUCCUCGAUCAACUGCGCUGAGCUGCCCCUUGGCCACAUUGCCGUCCACCUUGUUGGCUUUAUCAGCACCAACGGCAAGGAGGCCGAGAAGUUCACCCAGGUCUUCGUCCUCAUCAAGGAUGGCGAUAAGGACUCCAAGCGCUACGCCUGCGCCCUUGACAUGCUGACGUACCUGCACGGCCGCGAGGACGCUGCUCCCCAGCAGCAGUUUUACCAGCAGACCAUGCCACAGCAGCAGCAGCAGCAGCAGCAGCAGCAGCCGGAGGAGCCUGUCCAGGCUGUUGAGGAGGCUGCACCUGUCGCCGAGGCCACCGAGCCCGUUGCUGAGGAGCCGGUUGAGGCUGCCCAGCCGGUUGUCGAGCAAGAGCCCGAGCAGCAGCAGGUGGAGGAGGUUGAGGAGCCGCAGCAGCUGGCGGAGGCAGAGCCCGAGCAGCAGGAGCAGCCCGAGGUUGAGGAGCAGCCUGUUGUCGAGGAGGCCGCCCCUGUGCGCCCCGCCGUCAAGCCGUCGUCGUGGGCUGCGCUCGUGUCCCGCCCCGCCGCCGCAAAGCCCGCAGCUGCCGCCACAUCUGCUCGCCCCCAGCACAAGCCCCAGAAGCAGGCCCAGAAGGCUAAGCAGGCCCAGAAGCAGAAGCAGCAGAAGCCGCAGAAGAAGGGCGAGGGCCAGGACGAGCAGGGCGAGAAUGUGCAGGCCGUCUCGCAGCAGGAGCCGGAGCAGCAGCAGGUGCAACAGCAGCAGCAGCAGCAGCAUCAGCAGACCCAGGGCGCCAAGGGCAAGCACGCUGGCGAGCGCCGCCCCCGCCGCGGCAACCAGGAGAACAAGCCGCGCCGCCCGAACCGCGACGACAAGGAGUUUAACGCCCGCUCCCUGUUUGUGAAGAACGUUCCCCUCAGCACCACGGACGACGAGCUGCGCGGCGUGUUUGGCGCCAUCGGCGACGUCCAGUCCGUCGACAGCUUCCGCACCCGCAGCAACACCAGCAACUUCAAGUGCGCCGUGGUCGAGUUUACGGAGCCCCAGGCUGCCGACGCCUGCCUUGCCGAGGAGAAGCGCGGCACCUUUGUUGUGCACGACUCUGUGCUUAUCAUUGACAAGCGCCGUGAGCGCCGUGCUGGCGACCGCCCACCCCGCGGUGACCGUCCACCACGCGGUCCCCGUGGCCCUGGCGGCCCUGGCGGCCGUGGCGGUGCCCCACGUGCCCCUCCCGCUGGCGACGCCGGUCGCCGCUAAACCGCCCCCUCCCCCCCCACACACACACCACCCUCACCACUCCUCUUCACCCAAACAACACUUCAACCGCUCCAUCUUCAAUGUGACUGCACGUCGUGCCCAUUAACACCUCCCCCCCCUCCUUUUUUUUUUUUUUUACUUUUCUCUCGGUAGCGUUUGGCCUGUUUUCGUUUUUGUUUGUUCAUGUCUUGGCAUGUACUGGUGGGCUGUUGUGGUUUGUUCCCUGUUGCGUCGCCGUUCUCGUGCUUGUACAUGUGAUUUGCUGUGAAACGAUGUGACAUGACCCCCACCAGUUCGUGGUGUGGUGUGCGUUGGUGUUGGUGUUUGCGUUGCUGUGGCGUGCUUUGUGGACAUGAUGUCAUGUGUGUGUGUGUGUGUGUGUGUUUUUGCACGCUGUGGUUGUGCUUGCGAUGUUUGGUUAUUCUCCCUUCCCCAACGAUAUACGUUGGCGAUAUUGGACGCAUCCUUUUUUGAGGACCCGUGCAAGUGUAUUGCUUGUGUUGUUGUACAUUGGGUUGUAACGUGACGUGUGUGGGUGGGUGAUGACGCAUGUCGAUGGGUUUGCGCCGUUUCAUCAUGUGUGUGCGUGGGUGUGCUUGCGUGCGUGCAGACGCAGUGCAUCGCUGUUGUAGCCGUCCAGCUGGUUGCAGCAGUGUCAGUCAUGCCUCAUCAUGCACCCGCGCCUCGCCCUCCCGCUCCCUGUUGCCCCCGUCUUCGCUGGCUGGCAUUGUCUUUCUUCCCCUCCCCCCGCCCUGUUCGUACCUGCUUCAACACCUCUGGUGUGUAUUGAUGGUGCGACACCCUCCCCUGUUUCUUCCCGCUUGUUCUCGAUUGGUUGGUAUCGUACAACUGCAAGCAAAUACACUGCACUUCCUCGA
Molecule: messenger RNA, 2486 nt
Organism: Salpingoeca rosetta
Lineage: Eukaryota; Choanoflagellata; Craspedida; Salpingoecidae
Exons: 5
Coding region: 145-1608 (487 amino acids)
Cellular component (GO): ribonucleoprotein complex; cytosol
Molecular function (GO): mRNA binding
Source: RefSeq, a predicted model, not a curated record